AUGCUCAUUGCCAUCUUUGUGCUGCGAUCCGAAGCCUCGAAGGAUCCAAAAAUAGUAUCUCAAAAUCUUGUAUCCAUUAUGGACUUCACACCCGGCUCCGCUCGGAUUGUCAACAUCCCUGGCGAACUGCAGAAUCGGAUCCUCUCGCAUCUGGACAUUAUCAGUCAGAUUUCCUUGAAACUGACAUCGAUCUACUUCGACAAUCUUAUAGCCAAGCUGUCUUUGGAGACACUCCUGGAUGCUGAAGAAUCCGAGUUUGCCCAGAGCAGAGACCUGUAUGGCUGCUACGACUGUCUCCGGCUCAGAACAAGCCAUCGUUUCGCGGAUAACCAAUUGAGGAAGAAAAGGCGACGUUUUGGGGCAGAAUCCUUCAAACGCUUCUGCAUCGACUGUGGUCUGGAGGUCCGCCAGGGAAGGCUCCCUACUGUGCGUUACGUCAGGGGCAACCAAAUCGACAUCCAGGGCGUCUCGCAUGUUAUAUGCAUAAAAUGUGGCAGUUUUGCACUCAGAGGAAAUGAGAAAGACUAUGAGGCAACAUGCGUUAGCUGUUGGAGACCAUUUCAAGAAGCCAGAAGGCGAGCGCAGGAAUCGAGAAUGCGUGAGGAGCGGUUGAAGUCGCGGGCCGAGCGAGCACAGCGACGGGAGCGAAGGCGGAGGGUCUUUGGCCCUGCCAGUGAGGACAGUUGCUCCCCAUCCCCAACGCCAAGCGAAAAAUUCAUAGAGGAGCAAAUGGACAUGAUCCAGGCCGAGGCAGACAUGCAUAUGAACAGCCCGGGUCCGGGUUCCGAUUAG
Pyricularia pennisetigena is the source of this 792-nucleotide messenger RNA. RefSeq lists its product as uncharacterized. NCBI's taxonomy places the organism in Eukaryota, Fungi, Ascomycota, Sordariomycetes, Magnaporthales, Pyriculariaceae. Gene Ontology annotation, molecular function: protein binding. Bases 1 to 792 code for a protein of 263 amino acids. The record is from RefSeq and is a predicted model, not a curated record. The transcript is spliced from 2 exons.